Messenger RNA from Dermochelys coriacea (leatherback sea turtle), 4394 nucleotides. RefSeq names its product Pim-3 proto-oncogene, serine/threonine kinase (gene PIM3). The record is from RefSeq and is a predicted model, not a curated record. Bases 2004 to 2975 code for a protein of 323 amino acids. Gene Ontology annotation, biological process: negative regulation of apoptotic process; regulation of mitotic cell cycle; protein autophosphorylation. Lineage: Eukaryota; Metazoa; Chordata; Testudines; Dermochelyidae. The transcript is spliced from 6 exons. Gene Ontology annotation, cellular component: cytoplasm. Gene Ontology annotation, molecular function: protein serine/threonine kinase activity; ATP binding.
UACCCAGCAAAUGCAAUAAGGACUGGUCUCUAGACAGACCUGGCGAACAAGCCCUAAACCAACCUGAGCCUGUAGGCAGGGCCCAGCUGAAGCUGUUCCAGUUUCGGUGGAAAUGGCAGAAACUCAGCGAAGCUGGUUCUCAUUGAAACAAGCUGUAAAUUCCUUCCUCACGAGAGAGGUGUUUUCGAAAAACUGCCUUAAAAUGAAUCUAGAUUUGCCUCCCAGCCGAGCGAGACUUGGCAGCAGCUCUGAGCGCCUGCCCCGCCCGAGGACGCCAUGCGGCUUCCCCCCCCCGGCUGAUUUCUCGUUGCCUCAGCGCCCUCUGAUGGGAAAGGAGCUGCCUUUCAAUCUCAGCCAGCGCCAGACGUCAAGAGGCGCCUCAGACACACGCACGGGAUCCGGCGUGUGACAUGGCAGCGCCUGUGCGGAUUUCCAGCCCCGCGAAGCGGGGGGGACACAAGCGCUUCUUGCAAUUCUGAACGGCCGCCUAGCUAGGAAGGGGCUCGUCGCCGUUCAAGGGCAGGCUCGGCUCUUACAUACUGAAGUCUCCCAGCGCGUAUCAGGGAAUCCCAUUAGCUCCCCCUAAGGCACGUGCGCUUUCAUACAGCCGCUGCGGCCCUCCCAAGACCCCCUGCAGCCAAGACCCAGGGGUGCAGGCUGAAGGGCUCGGACCCAGGCUCUGUGGAGCAAAGGCCACCGCCAAGCGCGGUGCAGCUCAGCCGGCCCGGGAGAGAGAGGAGUAAGAAGUCACAGCAGAAAGAGGGCGGGCACAAAUGAAGCUAUAAUAGGCAAGGGAGCAGGAUGUGUUAUGCCAGCGAACGCGGCGCUAUAAAUAAGCAGGUUUCCAAACGGGGUUUGGGCGGCUCCAUCAAAGGAGCAGCAUGAAUACCGCCCUCCCCUUCCCGGUGUCCCCACAACGGCGACAUGGCGGCGGCGGCGGCUGCUCUUUCCCCUUAUCUCCCUCCCAGCCCAGCGCCAGACGCAGCGUCUCAGCUCGGCGCAGAGUGACCUUUCCCCAGCGCAGCCGGCAGAAAGGAGAAACGAGGGGAAAGGCGCGCCCGGCCCCACUUCAGCAUAUGCAAAUAAGCCCCCUUCCUGAUUGGCCACUGCCCGUAACCCCCUCUGAAAAGAUGGCCCUUCACUGGCUGACUGAUAAAGUUAAUGCAAAUUACAGAAUCUUGCUCUGUCUCCCCCUUUUUUUGGUAGCGUAUGAUGAAAAUUUCAGACCGUGUCACUCUGCGCGUCUAUUACUACAAAUAAGUAGUUCCAGUCCCCCCCCGUCCCUUGUAUUGAUUGUGGGCUGGGACUCUGCAGUCCCCGCCGGAGCGGGAGAGCGCACGAAGACAUCCCAGCGCGGUGUGCUCUAGGGGAGGGGAAGAAAUGCGGAAGGCACAGCGAGGUGUUUUCCCACUCCCCCGCGGAGGGAUAUUUGUAUCUCUUUUUUCUCCGCACCAAAACAUUGAGAGUUAAGAGGCAGCUCCUGCUGUAAUUGAGCUCAGAAGUGAGCAGGCACCGAGGAGGCUGCGCUGCUGCUGCUGCGCCAGGGUACGGCUUCACUGCGGCGCUGGAUUGAAUUCGCAGUCACCCAGCGGCCCCGAGCGAGCGUCCUUCUAGCCGGGGCGGAUUUUACCCACUUCCUCUGCAGCCCUGCUGGCAUCGGUUGCGUUUCAGCUGCGCUGGGCGGUGGGAGAAGCAGAGCGUCGCCCUCGUUAUUGAUUGCUUUUUGUCGACGGGCUCCACGCCGCUUCUGCUUGGAUUCUUUGUGGCUGUUUGUUUCUGGAGGCGUCUGCCAGCCUCUGCUACAACAUCAACUGCUGCUGGUGGACCGGGGAGAGCAGAGCAGGAGCCCAGGCAGCCGCUUCAAAGCUCCCCUCCCGGGUCGGGAAGGAGAUCGCGCCGCUCCUCCCCGGCAGAUCGUUAAUUGAAUAAUUACCCCGGAGGACACUCUCUACGUUUCGCUGCAGGAUCUCUUUCCUCCCCCUUCCCCCCGGCUCCUCUGGAAGAUGUUGCUCUCCAAGUUUGGCUCCCUCGCUCACAUUUGCAACCCCACCAGCAUGGAUCACUUGCCGGUGAAAAUCCUCCAACCAGCGAAAUCGGAGAAGGAGUCCUUCGAUAAAGUCUACCAGGUGGGCUCCGUGCUGGGCAGCGGGGGCUUCGGCACCGUGUACGCGGGGACCCGGAUCGCAGACGGCUUGCCGGUGGCCGUGAAGCACGUGGUGAAGGAGCGAGUCACCGAGUGGGGCACCAUGAGCGGAGCGAUGGUGCCCUUGGAGAUCGUCCUGCUGAAGAAGGUGGGCUCCGGCUUCAGAGGGGUCAUCAAGCUGCUGGACUGGUACGAGCGGCCCGAUGGCUACCUCAUCAUCAUGGAGCGGCCCGAGCUGGUGAAGGAUCUCUUCGACUUCAUCACCGAGAAGGGGGCCCUGGACGAGGAGACGGCGCGGGGCUUCUUCCGGCAGGUCCUGGAGGCGGUGCGCCACUGCUACACCUGCGGCGUGGUGCACAGGGACAUCAAGGACGAGAACCUGCUGGUGGAUCUCAGGACGGGCGAGCUCAAGCUGAUCGACUUCGGCUCCGGAGCCAUCCUUAAGGACACGGUCUACACCGACUUCGAUGGAACAAGAGUGUAUAGUCCUCCAGAAUGGAUCCGAUACCACAGAUACCAUGGGAGGUCAGCAACAGUGUGGUCCUUGGGAGUGCUCCUGUUUGAUAUGGUUUGUGGAGACAUUCCUUUUGAACAAGAUGAAGAGAUCUUGAGAGGACGGUUAUACUUCAGGAGAAGAAUAUCACCUGAAUGUCAGCAGCUGAUCAAAUGGUGCCUUUCACUGAGGCCUUCAGACAGACCAACACUUGAACAAAUUUUUGACCAUGCAUGGAUGCACAAAUCUGAAGUAGUGAAGUCUGAGGACUGUGACAUAAGGCUACGGACCCUUGAUACUGAUGUAUCUAGCACAAGUUCAAGCAAUGAGAGUCUGUGAAACACUAAGGACCUCGCAAUGGGAGGGGAGCUACAAGCAGAAAGACCACAGUGCUGCUGCCAAUACGUAGGAGGGGCUAGAAAAAUGCAUUCAUUAUUCUGUAGUUGAAUCUUUAUCUGAGGGACUUGAUUUUAUUUUCCCCUUUUGCUGGUUUCUGCUUUGGAAUGAGAAAUUUCCUUUGGAAACGCUGUUGUUUGGGAGUUGCAGGCCAGUACUUAAUCAAAAGACUGACCUUAUUAAGAAAGCAGUGACCUCUUGAAUACAUGGUAAACUUUUUUGCUCUCAUAGAGCCUGGACUAGAUUUUUAUUUGCUUUUGAGUGCCUUUUUGAAAGCUGCUUCAGUGGGACUUUCUUUUUUGAGCUGUGUAUGUCCAAAGAAGAUCCAGUUCAUUAUAGGAUUUUGCUCCCUUUAGACUGAGUGCUGGAGGAAGCAGCUCCUAUGAUGCAUUGGAGAACAUGUUCGGUGAUUGAAUGAAGUAGUCCCAUCCACUGGUGAUGGAAUACUUGAACACAGACAUUUCACUCCUGCCAGUCCCUGUCCUGCCCCCAAACCCACCUCUGCUGCUCCAAAAUAUUUCCUAUAGCCUGCAUACAAAUAUGAACAGGUAUAUCAGCUUUUUUUAUCAGGAACAUUCACUUUUUUUUUUUUUUAAUAUAUCUCAUCUCUACCACUGGGCAUGCGAAGCCCCUUUCUCAAUCCCGCCCUCCCUCCGCCCCUCUCCUUUUGUCAACCUGCGAGUCUUAAAGUAUGUAUGGGCAUGUUUAAAUGCACAAUCAAUGCAAUAUUCAAGGACUUUACUUUUUUCCAUACCUGUAUAAUGUGUUUAUGUAAAUUUGGUUUUCCCAUGUAUUAUACAGUUUAUUUAUUUGUUUGAAGUUUUAGAAGACCUUUCACAGUUUCAACUGUGGCUAUUUAUUUGCUUAAUUUAUUUGGUUAGAGUUAUAUUCAACACUGCUUUUCCCCCUCCCCCAUGGGAAUUCUAGUGGUUUGCCCAUGACACUCUUUUCUGCAUUCCUGUUAACUUUUGUUCAAAAAACAAAACAAAAUUUUUUUUCUGACCUUACCAGUUUCUGUUGGAAGAUGGAAAAUUGUUGUUGUACAAAGUCUAAUUUAAGGGAAAUAGAAUGACUUUUUAAAGUUUAGUAUGCCUUCAUCUGGUAUUAUACCAGAAAUGUAAAGUAAUGCUAUUUGGAAGGGUUUUAAAUUAUUGACAUUGUACAGUCUUUGUGUAUUGGCUCUGGAAGGUAGGGUGGCAGAGUCAUAAACCUUAAUUUAUUUUAAUAGCUGUGUUUCUGUGAUCUGGUUGCAUUUGUGCAGCUUGGAUUUGGAUUUUUUUUUCUUCUGUUUAACAGUGUGAAAUGUAUGGAGAUCAUAUUUUUUAUACAGGUAUUUCAAUUAAACUUUUUUUGUAUAUAACA